GCAACUGUAUAGCAGAUAUGGAAUUUUAUGACCUGUGAUGCCUAACUGCCAGUAGUUCUGGCCGCAAUGACAUAUUGAGUCUGUUUCAUUUACUUCCUUGUCGUUUCCACACUUGUGCAUCGACUUUUGCACAGUUGAUGACUCCUGUGCAAAAGUCGUAUCACAAGUGUGGAAAUUGCUUACAGGAAGAAGAAAGUUUGCCAUAUAUAACCUCCCAAUUUAGUACUUUGCCUGUAUUUAAAAUGUUUUGUAGAGAAUGUUUCGAAAUGUUACAUUGCCAAGGUUCGGUGAAAAGGUGCAUACUUUUCGAAUAAACACGACGACGUAAAUUUUCAGGCUUAAAUCUUAUGUUUUCAGGGCCUGUAUUAAAAGGGCCACUUCUGCCGUUGCCACCACAGAAGUUCGUAUGGGUGCCUUGUUGAUAAUUCCUACUGGUAGGACAUUGGGAAAACAAAGGUUGUUGGGUCCCAGUAGAGAAACAUGCCACCAUGAUGUGGAAUGAAAUGCUCAUCCACAUGGAGGCAUGGUGAUGGAAGUGGAUGCAGAAUCACACAGAUAUUAUGAAGUAGCCAUCAAUGAAGCAUGCAAGAAGCAGGGUAAGGUAGAAUGUGACGUUGCUGACUGUAGGAUGGACACCAUGCCUGGCUGUUCGUAUGAUUCACUGAGAGAUUUUAACUCUCGAAUAUCACACUCACAUAGUAAGAAGGUGAUUAAACAUGCUUUGCGGCAACAAGCCAAACGCCGCCGGAAGAAUACAACUAUUGCAUCUGGGAAUUCAGCUCCUUUGCCUCGGAUUGUUGUAAAACCAUUGUCAUCACGACAUGAAGACAAAGAAUUUAGAAAUACAUCAAAUAGUGUGAGUCCAAAACUGGCCACAAUGCGGGAAGUACUGGCAUCAAUACCAGGGUUUAGUAUCAAGCCAAGGAAGCGUUCUACCAAAAAGUUAUCAGCUGCUGCUCAGUUGGAACAAACCAAAGAAGGCUGUAUUGAUCUGGAAACUCCAGACUCUAUCCUUGUUAAUACAAAUCUUCGAGCCCUACUCAACAAACAUACCUUUUCAAGUUUACCAUCUCUUUAUCAAUACAAGCUUGUGCAACUACUUCCAGAUGUGGACAGAGCAGGAGUUGCAGGCCAACCUGAUGCCUCACUGAGAUUAAGUACUUCUGGACUGAACAACGAAUUCUUUGCCAGAGCUUGUUUAGAGUGGCGAGAGCGACUGGCGGAAGGAGAAUUUACACCAGAAAACCAGCAGAAACUGAAGGCUGAAGCUGAAAAGGAAAUGAGUCGUUUAGAUCCAUGGAAGCUCAAACACUUCGAGCCAAUUUGGGGUGAGAAGCAUGAGCCAACCUCAGACAGCACCCCAUUGCUCUUAUCAAGUCCUGUACGACCACCAUUGAAAACGACCAUCAAAUUGAGGCCUUCAACAUCAGCGAGUGCAAGGCAUAGCAAGAUCGUUCCACGGAGACCAAGGACUGUUGGGGCUGUGACUAGAGCUAUCACCAACUACUGGGUUCAAGAAGAGGCAGAUAGCACAGCUGAUGAUCCACCUGGUCCUGUUGAGAAGAGGCCAGCAGAACAGUAUGAUAGUGUUGGAGGAGAAAAGGAGGUACACAAGAAAUUGAGGCCUCUUUCCAGCUCUGCAGAUGAUAAGUGUGUUGAUAUUGGGAUUACACACGCAAUAAAUGCUGAGGAGUGUGUCUCAGGAAAUAGUGUUGGAACUGAAACAGCUGCGGAGAAUGAACCAGAUCACAGUGUGAGGGAUGAAGCAGUGGCCCACAAAAUAAAUGUUACUGUAUUCGAAUCAGUUCAAGAAGAAGCAACAGCUGCUGAGUCAAGUAUAAAGUUUGAAUCUGAGAAUGAUGUUGCAGCUGGAACUGUGACGCAUGAAAUAAGUAGUGCAGAGUGUAAAUCGGAGGAAGGUGUUACUCACGAAUCGACGGAAUGUGAGAUGAAUGUCGCGGAUUACACAGUGAAGGUAGAAGACUGUGACACUGAGAAACAAACAGAAGAUGAGCACGCCAUGUCAGAAGUUGACAUUGUUGUGAAAUGUGAAUCCAGAAAGGAAUCAGGUGAAAGUGAAAAUCAAGAAAGUACUGAGAAAAGUGAUGAUUUGAAAGUUGACUCUCAGACUGCAUCAGACCUCAGACUAGCUGUUGACAAUGCGGACAUGUUACAGAAGUAUGAAACCGAGGCAGUAGCAGUAGAAGUUGAUGGUGUAAGAUCAAAUGUUAGGAAUUCAGUGGAUCAAGACUUUGACUUGGUGCAAGAAAUGACAGUUAGUGAUGCUGAUCACAUGACGUAUGAGCCAAAUAUGGUGCCUGAACAUGAUGUAAUUCAUGAGAGUGCUAUUUUGGAUUCAACUGACUAUAUUUUUAAAGAUGCAAAUGUAGUUCAGGACAACAGUAAUUCCAAAGAUCGUGAUACAAAGACUGCAGUUGAUGUGUCUGGUGAAAUGGGGUCUGUGUCAGAGCUCGAGGAUUCAAAAGUGGAUGAAGAUGAGGAUGCUGAAGAAGUUCAGGCAGCUUUGAUUGCAGCAGUAGCUCGAAGUGAAGCCUGCUGUUGGGAUGUGGUGGACUCUACUGAAAAACUGUUGGCAGAAGUUCCGCUUGUUGCAUUGGAGGCUGUGCCUGUUCCUGUCAGAGUCCCGGUGACACUGGCAGUAGUUGAGGAGGGGGAGGCACUUGAAGAAGUGGAGGUGAUUCCGAUGCAGGAAGAACUUGAAGUUAGACUUGAGGAAGGUACAUUUCCUGUGGCUCCAGAAGAUGCGUUAUCUAUGGAUUGGCCGUAUCCCAUGAAGAUGGACUCUGGUAUCGUGGCACCUGCUUUGGACGAUGUAGAAGGUGGCACAUCAUCUUCAGGGAAGUUGACACAAGCUCAGUACCCAGAGUUCUCAACAAGUCAGGCUGUUAAACUAGAACUAGAAGUGACACUUACACCUGAGGCUGUAACUAGUGCAGACAGUUUGGUAACGAGCACUAUGGGUGGCUCACAUCACAGUGCAUCUGCUACAUCUGCACCUCCAACUGUCUCCAAGAUGAAUGUUGCCACUGUCAUACCCCCCACCACAAUAGUUUGUUUGCCAUCUGCAGUUUCAACACCAAGUUUCAUCAACCACACGCAGUUGAGUAGUUGCUUGAAUGCUCCGUCAAGCAGCAGUGUCGUGAGUUCGAGCCUAACCAAGACAGCUGCUGUAGCCAGUUCUAGUGCUGUGCCCUACUUGGCCCUCAGCAGUAACACUCCCGUGCGGGCCCUCCCCACUCAGCUGCCAAAGAGCCAAGCCAAAGCUAAGCCAAGGGACCCAUCCCAGGUGAGUUCUGGUGGUUCUGGCGGAAGUAGCCGUGGCUCACGCGGUUCAUCCAACAAACCACCGCCUGGAGCAGUGAACCUUGAGCGGAGCUAUCAGAUUUGUCAAGCUGUGAUUCAGAACAGCCCCAACAGGGACCAGCUACGUUGCCAGCUGAAGCUACCCCCAUCCUUGCUGGCUGCUAAUGCCAGUUCUUCCAGUGGUAAUAAUAAGAAGUCUGAGAAUUGUGCCCCGCCUCGGGCUGCCACUCAGUAUGGGGUUGUAACAUCAUCAAGGAAUGGAAGUGGACCUGCUAAUAACUCUGUUAGUGGCAAGCCAUUCACUCCACCUCUACCUGCACCUGGUGGCUAUCCUGUGGUACCUGGCAGCAAUGGUAUUAGUGUGGCAAAGCCAGUGACAUCAGUAGGUGGCCAGGGAAAAGUGACUAGCACACGUGGUGGAACUUAUAUUCAAAGACAGCAGUCACCGCCAGUUGUUGUGCGUCAUGUGUUUACUUCUAUGGCUGUUUUACCCCAGUCACAAGCCCCUCCAGAGGUAGCUGAGAGCGCUGGAACACAACUUGGCCAUGUGGGCCAGUACAUUCUGGUGCAACGCACAGGAGUGGGUGACCAACCAGAAACAGUGCAGGUGAUGCUGAACAGUGGUCAAAAGGGGGCACCUCCACCCCCACGGGCCUCAAGUGCACCUCCAUCCAACAACCAGGUGAGCAUAGGAGGGCGUCUGGGGUUGGGACGUGGCCGUCCAGCUAGCGUGGAUGUUGAACGUUCACAGCUGGCGACAGCAGCUUCACAGCAACAGCAUGGGGUAGGGUAUGUCACAAACAGGUAUGGAGAUCAUUUUGUAGUGCAUUGUCCUAAUCCAGGUACUCAGGCCAUCACGCGGAAAGGUAGGCUAGGGGACAGUGGUAGUGGCAUGCAGUAUGGUGAUGUGGGGUCUGACUCUCCUCUUCAGAGUUAUACUGUUGGUGACAUUGCCAUCAUGGAACAGUCGGCUACUAACUCAUACCCACAACAACCUGCGGUGUUACAGGGUGGAGGGAGAGUUGCCGCAAGGCAGGCUCACAAUAAUCACAUCUCAGUGCCACGAACGGAUUCUUCCCAUUGUGCUUGCAAUCUGAAAGCCAUGAUAAUAUGCAAAAAGUGUGGAGCUUUCUGUCAUGAUGACUGUAUCGGACCUUCUCGUCUGUGUGUGACUUGCCUUAUCAGGUGAAUUAUAUUAUUCAUGUGUGUUAGUAUAGCUAAGUUGUGACUGCGUAACUUUAACAUGACUGAAUUUGUGUAAAGUACUUAUUUUGUGUAGGAAUUAGGCAACGUGUCAUAUAAUAUGUAGAUAUUCUGUCAUCUUGUAAUAUAUAUAUAUAUAUAUAUACUGUGGAAUAUGCAAUAUUGAACACUGUAUAUGUGUCUUCCAUUUCUCUUCCUCACUCAGUACUGUGCAUUUUGUUAAGAAGUUGUUGUGUUUCUGUAUUAUAUUUCCUAUUUACCAAUUCAUCAGAAUUAUCUUAUCUAGAUGUGAAUAUGGAAUGGGUGCUGUUCUCUUCAGGUUUUAGAGCAAUAUGUGAACAUUUAAGUUCCUGUAGUUUUUUUGAAAGCCAGUUUUGAAAGGUCGUGAUUGUGUUGAAUUUGUUGUCCAAUGUAUAGAAAAUUAACUACCUCAGACUGAUAUACCUAUAGUGUAGAAUCAAUCAUGAACACCAUCUUUUAUUCAACAAGGAAUUGAAGUAGAGGUGCAGUGCCCCCUUCCCUCAUUCUCAUUGUUUUUCAUUAUUCUGUCGGCAGUAAAAAUGAAGUCCCAUAAUUGAACACUCAAGAAAAUAAGCUAGAAGACAGCCAUCUUCAUACUCGCCAUAGUGAAAACCUAUAAAAUCUUACUUAGAAAAUAACCUUUGUUCAUAUUUUUGCUCUUACAUUUAAAUGUUUUGGUUACUUAAAAUAUUUUUACUAUUAUAAGAUGAUGUUCUUUGGUAAGUUCUCUCUUAAGUUUUAGAAGGAUAGCAAAAGUUGAGUGUGCAUUCCCUUUGCAAGAAGGAAAUGUUUCAUUCUCCAAAUGAUUUUGAACUGAAAUUUUGGUUUCCAGCAAGAAAAGUGUUGGAAUUUAUGUUUGUUCCACUGCACCUCUGGAAUUUAGUUUUUGUCAAUUGUUUGUAAUGGAAUGAAGUGUUAUGUGUUAGAUAGAAUUGUAUAUUUCUGAGGAGCUCUGUGUUACUGUUAUAUAAUGCUGAAAGCUUUUUUCCUUGAAUCUCAGUUUUUACUUUGUUCCAAACAUGUGUUACUUGUAUAUAUAUAUUGUUACAUGUCUUCUGGUAGUAUUUAUAAAUAUUGUAGAGAUAACAUGUGUAUUAUGACAAAGCAUGUGUAAUAGUAUACACAGUUUUCCUCAGUAUUUUAUUUAAAGCUUGAAACUGUCUUGAUUUUUUAUACCAGUGAUAACUGCAUUGGUGUAACAAUAUUGAUUUGCAAUUCUUUGUACUGGUAAUGUUUAAUAUAUGAAAAUUAAAAUAUUAUAUUAAUAUUAUUUACUGCUGUAAUUCAAAGAAAUGCAAUGAUGCAACUGAACAAUACAACAGAAUAAUAUGAGCAAAUCAACAUGUGGUUAUCUUCUUUCUGCCAUAAGGGUAAAGUCAUCAAUUUGAAGGAUACUUUAAGGAGAGCCUUACAUGGACAAGUGAAUGGUUGGAACAAAAACUCAGUGCUCUUUAUUCAGUUUUGAAUUGAUAUUUUUUGUUCUAAUGAGACCUAUGUUAUGAAGAUAUUCAUUAUAAAAAAAUUUGUAGGAA
Molecule: messenger RNA, 6080 nt
Organism: Zootermopsis nevadensis
Lineage: Eukaryota; Metazoa; Arthropoda; Insecta; Blattodea; Termopsidae
Source: RefSeq, a predicted model, not a curated record